Cyprinus carpio (common carp) is the source of this 1606-nucleotide messenger RNA. RefSeq names its product oligodendrocyte transcription factor 3-like. Gene Ontology annotation, molecular function: protein dimerization activity. The record is from RefSeq and is a predicted model, not a curated record. NCBI's taxonomy places the organism in Eukaryota, Metazoa, Chordata, Actinopteri, Cypriniformes, Cyprinidae.
UAUUUAACAUUUUUUCUCCUCCCACUGGAUUUUGGAGUAAAAUAUGUCUUGGACAUAUGUUGACAGUAAUUGUGAUGCCGUUAAGCUGUUAAUAGACCAUCCUAACACAUUCUUUAGAAGGAAUUAAGCCUACGGUAUAUGUGACCUGUAAUCGCGUCACCAUAUUUUACUACAUUUAGAUCAUAUGUGAACAAUAGCAACCAUGAGCAAACGCAUGGUCCAAGUGUUUUUUCACAUACAUGUGCAUGCUAGCUGUUGCAGUUUGUGUGUCUGUGUGCAUAUGUGUGCUUUGUGGAGGCGGGGUGUAUACAAUGCUAUUGGGGCAUGGAAAGGGUGUGUGGGGGUGAAAGUGUGGCCCCUCUGUCAUUGGCUCUGGGCCUAAUGUCACAUUAUGCGUCUCAGUGUGUCUUUGUGAUGCUGAGGAGUAUAAAUACAGCCCUCCCAGUGUCCACACACACUCAUUCCUCCUGCAGACCUACAAACUGAAUCCUCAGAGAAAGAAGCUGCAUUUUAGGUUGACUUUUUAAACUUUAAGCAAGUGGAUUGUUCUUUAGAAGACUGCAAGUUCUCAACCAAGUCUUCCCGGAAACAAUUUUAAGAUGGAUUCUGAUGCAAGCUCCACAUGCAGUCGGUCGUCUUCACCCGAGCUGGCUGUGGACUCCAGCUUUUUCUCCAACAAAGUGUUUCAGGCUUACUGCACAGAUAGAGAAACGGGGCAGCCCAGGUCUGAAAAACCAUCACAGAACACCGGAUCUGGCGGAAAGAGCCCCACACAUGCCGAUCUCUCCAAAGACGACCUGCAAGAUCUACGACUCAAAGUGAACAGCCGCGAGCGCAAACGCAUGCACGACCUCAACCAGGCCAUGGACGGGCUUCGAGAGGUGAUGCCCUAUGCCCAGGGCCCAUCUGUACGUAAGCUGUCCAAAAUCUCCACCCUGCUUCUCGCCAGAAACUACAUCCUCAUGCUGUCCAGCUCUCUGGAGGAGAUGAAGAAGCUAGUAGGUGACGUUUAUGGAGCCAGGGGUCAGAGUCACUCGGCUAGACGGGUUCCAGCUGCUCCGGCAUCCCAGUUACAGCUGCUUUCACUUGCUCCGUCUCUGCACUCUUUGGUGGGCAGCACUCCCCAGCACACCACCAUGCCAACAGUGGGCCAAACCCCUCAUUCUCCACCCUCGGCUGGGUAUUUGGGUUUCCCUGCUCCACCUCUUCCCAGCCUGCUGAAAGACCCUCUGCAUCUCUCCAGCGGAUACAGGCAUUUUCCCGGCAUGCCUUGCCCCUGCUCCCUCUGCCAGCCUCUCCCUGCUUCCACAGCCAGCCUGCACAGCCUCUCCAUGGGGAAGUGAUUCAGGCGAGGGUCAGGCUCCAGGCUGGAGAAGGCCGAUUUUAAAAUACAGACUCAAAAAAAAACUGAAAACAGUUUUUGAAAAAAGUGUUGUAUACUUUGUAAAUGUCAUGUACAGAAUUUCUUUUCAAACAAGCUGCUGCUAUUUUUGUAUCAAAGAAUGUUUUUACUGUUAUAGCGUUUUUGAAUAAUAACUGUAUGAACAUAUGUGCUUGUAUGUUCUUUGUUUGCAAAAUGGCAAUUGAAAAUGUAUAGUUUUGUUUC